Pan troglodytes (chimpanzee) is the source of this 3583-nucleotide messenger RNA. RefSeq names its product nascent polypeptide-associated complex subunit alpha, muscle-specific form-like. The coding region runs from base 1 to 1152 and encodes 383 amino acids. Lineage: Eukaryota; Metazoa; Chordata; Mammalia; Primates; Hominidae. The record is from RefSeq and is a predicted model, not a curated record. The transcript is spliced from 4 exons.
AUGGGAGAGGGGAGAGAGCCCCUAUGGGGAGGAUGGAAUAGCAGAGACAGCGAUCCAGACUCUCAGAUCCCAGCACCCCAAAAUCAACGAGCUGGCGAGGACGCUCCCGCCCCUUUCUGGGGGACCUGGUUAUCUCCUUCGAUCCCCUGUCAGCCCCUUUCCCGGGGCUUCCCUCGCCUUCGGUGGGCUGGCGCCUCCUCCCGAUGGUUCAGCCCGCCCAGCACCACCACCAGCCCUCCGGACACCCGCAUUCCCGUGCAGUCCGCCCGGCGUCAGCCGUCGGUCGGUCCACUCCUACCCGCAGCCUCAGUCUGCCCGGGUCUCACCUCGACGCCGGCCUCCGGACAGCUCCCGCUGCCGCUGCUGGCUUUUGCAGCAGCCGCAGCCCGGGAGGGAGCAAGUCAGCUAGGGAGGGAGGGAGGGAGGCGGCGGGUCUCCCUCCUCUCCCCUCCCGUGUGCUCAUCCCCUCCUCUCCGGUCCCCUCCCCUACGCUCCGCCGCCGUCGCCGCCCCCGCCCCUCGCGAGCCUCCAGCCCCUCCCGCCAGCCCAAGGGAGCCACGCGUUACCCAGGCAACCGGCCCGGGGACCACUCGCGCCCCCUCCCUGCCCCUUCCCACGCGCGCCUCCAGGAGGGACGCUUCCUUCUUAAGUCCCCGGCCCCUCCCGCCAACGGUCACCGGGAUUCCUGGAAGAGACGGGGAUUUGGGGAAAACGGAGAGGGUUCUGCGAGGAGACGGGACCAGUGAGACAGGCAGGACCGGGUGGAGGCGUCCCUACGAGCAGGAGGAGGGCAAGGAAGAUGGGGCAAGACGCGGGGAGGCUGCAGAGGAGGAGCAGGGUGGGGUUUGGAGAGAAUGGAGCCUGCAGAAAGGAGCGGCAGAAACUGGCGCUGGAAGGCUCAAAAAAGGGGCCCUGGAAAGGACGGAGCGGGGACAGGAAAGGGAAUUCCAAGGGGCAGGAGGAGCUGGGCAGAGGAGCCCAUGUAAACACGGAGUGGCCCAUGCCCAGGAUGAGGGACAGGUGCAGCUUUCAUUCUCUACCUCGCUGCUCCCAGUCCUAGGGCUCGGACUCCCCAGCCUUUCCGCAGCCGCAUCCACCCACCAUGGCCUCAGGACCGUGACGCGCGUGGGGAGGGAUGCGGCUGGGGGCUGAGCAGCGGCCAUGAGUGUGGACGGGGGAGGGCGGCAUUCCCGUCUGGCAGCUCUGUUUGGGUUUCUGACGGGGCCUCUUCAAACCUCCAGGGGCUAUUCUGGGCCUGUCCGGGUUGGGAAUUCCCCGGAGACCUGAAACUUGCUCUCCACAGCCACAGCCUUGGCCCCGCCCUGUAUCUGUGCUGCCGCCAGUAAGGCUGCCCCUGGGGAGGGCGGAGCCAGAACCUCACAGCCUCACAGGGCAGAGCAAGGCUGGAUUGACGGACACCAGGCCGAGAAGAAACCCUUGGGGUUGGGGGCAGUUAUUAGUGAGGGCAAUUCAUUCAAUCCAGAGCCAGAAACAGGAUUUUAUUUAAAAUUUAUUGUAAUGGGGUCCGCGCAAAAGGAAGGGGUGGAGGGUGGGGUACAUGCAGGGGACACAGGAACACGAUGACAUGGCCAGGGCCACAACUUCUUCUGUCGUGGGGAAGAGGGAUGAAAAGACAAGACCAGGGCUGGAGCUGGGGUGGAAGAGGGGAGGGGGACACUGGCUGCAUUCCCCCGCCCCCAGGAAGCACCUCUAGGCCCUGGACCCCUCGCUCACCCUGGCCCCUAAGACUCCAUCUCUUCUCUGCCUCUGGCCCUCCUGGCUCUUCCUCCUGCUCCCCUUGACUUUUUCCCCUGACAGAUUCUCAAGUAGGACGAUGUUCAGGGCCUGACCCCAAACCCCCAUACCACCUUAUGAAGGUAAAACCUUUGCUGGCCCUGCUUCUGCCUCUCCUCAAACCUCACCGCUUUCCCUCUUUGGGACAGCUCUGAUCCCCCUCCUUCCUCUCCUCCCUCCCCCUGGAAAAAAAAAAAAAAGGAAAAGAAAGCACCAACUCCCCGGGGAGGGGCUGCAGACAGCAGGGGGAGAGGACUGGAAGGAGAGAAGAGGACCGUCGAGGGAAGAGGCUCACAAAUCCCUGGGAAGACAGGGCAUGGGCUUACAGAGAGGAGAGGGGGUACGGGCAGUGGCUGCUCGUGUCCUCUGCCACCCCUGCCCACUGUCCAGGGGACUUCAACACAACCGAGGGGACAGGUUUGUUUGGGGUCAGGUCUGAUAGAAGAGAGGAGCAGGAGAAACAAAUCGUUAAAACCUAGCGAAUUCCCCUAAGAAAACAUUUCUUCCUUCUUUCCUUCUGGAGGCUCCUUGGUUGGUGGGGAAAUAGGAGUUGGUGGGAAAAGAGGGGGGAGAGGAGCUUGUACCAAGGGACUCUACUCCAUUCUCCCCUCUCCCCCGCAACCAACUUGGAGCUCACCAGGGUUGGGAGGGAAGUGGCUGAGAGCUCACAGGCACCCCCUCCGCCCCCGAGAGGGAGCCCACAGCUGUGGGAGGGGCUGCUACUGCUGCUGCCGCCGCCGCUGCCGCCGCCGCCGCCGCCAUUGGACAAACCUCACCAGUACCUGCACAGGAGAAACACCACGGAUCACAGCGCGAUCUGAAUGGCAAGAGCCUUGCCCUCACCCCGCACCUUCCCAGCCUGCUUCCCCUGGGACACAGCCGUUGCUCACUUCCUAUCUGGUCCCCAGAGGCCUCAGCCUGCAUCCUCACCUAGACAGAGCAGUUCUCAAGAAUCCUCCCUGUGCCCAGAAGUCUCCCUAGCCUGAGUGGUACAUGGGCAUCCCUCGCCUUCCUGAGAUCCCCUAUUGGGCCCUUUGAGCCCCGUUGUCCCCCACACCCCCCAUCCCGCCCCCCAGCCAUGCCCCACGCCUUGCCUGGUGGGUGCGGGGGUCCCCCUCAGCAGGUGGGCUGUGGCUGGGGGGCGUCUCCCGGGACAGGGGGGGCGGCCCCCCCCAGAUGGGUCUGCAUGUGGCCGGCCAGCUGGGCAGGGGUCUUGCAGUGCACGCUGCACAGCUUGCACAGGAUGCGGUCAGCCCGCGGGGCCUGGAGCCCGUGGUCCUUCACCGCGUGGAUGCGCAGGGUGCGUGCUGGUAAAGCCCAGCCCGUGUAUUCCACCUGCCCCAGGAGCUGGAGACAAGACCUUGUGGCUGCGCAGCGGAAACCUUGCCUUGUGACCCCUGGAACUCGCUUUCUUGACUACUCCUUCCCCAGAGCAGCCAAGUUCCACUCCUGCUUUCCCCACACAUGACCAGGAGGUUCAACCUCUCUGGCAGAUCAUCUCUUCCAACCAGGACUUCUUAGAGUCUAAUGAUGUUCAUUCAGGUGUCCCCCCGCUGCUCCCUUGACCUCUUGUAGGAAUCUAGACGCCACGAGCUCUUGGCUACAGCACCCUUAACCCGUAUCCGUGGCAAGGCGUCUGGCCAGGCGCCCACCCUCUGCCCCUGGCCCUCCCGGCAGCCCUCGGCAUGUACCUUUGUUGCAGAGCUCACAGACAUGGUGAGGACCCUGGCUGUGCACCUUCAUGUGGUCCGAAAUAUAAGCCGAGCUCAGCAUCUUGCCACACACGUGA